CGGCGUUACCGAUAAGACCGAUAAGGAAAGCGAGAAUGUGGCAUCGAGUUCGCUAACGCCCAGAGUAUCAACACUCGGUGAUAAACCGCUCGACGAAACGCUUCGCCACGCGAGAACUGUCAUCAGUGUCGCUGAAUUGUCCGUCGCAACACGUCAGUGCGUCCACGAGGUCCGAUCGAGGGGAUAAGCGAUGCCCGGGUACAAAUGGGUGCGCUGGCCGAUGCCCUACGCCGAUCCUCACAUGAUGAUCUCCGUCGGGAGGGAUCUGGACGGCUCGAAUCUCGUCGUGGGACGCGCCAUGCACCAAGGUGACAUGUUGCCGGCGAAAGUGAAGCCGGAACACGGCGUCGCUUACGUGGCACACGGAGGCGCCGAGCACACGAAGCACAACUUUGAGGUACUGAUGCCCGCCCACUUCAGCUGGAUCCAUUCGAGCCACGGUCACGUACCGGACCACGCGGUGGAGGCCGGCAGGAUCUCGAACGGGGAAAUGCUGUACGUCGGCCGCGCUUAUCACAACGGCGUGCCCUGCGUAGGAAAGGUUCACAGGAGCCACGGUUGCCUGUACAUUCCGUACGACGGCAAGGAGAUUUCGUACAGGGACUACGAGGUUUUGGUGCAAUUCUGACUCGAGAGAGACGGACCGGCCGGCUUGUAAAAUAAUUGAUUGUGUGAAACAGCGAAGCAUAUCUUCCUACGUGACAAUAAAAGUUUUCGAUCUCAA
Harpegnathos saltator (Jerdon's jumping ant) is the source of this 724-nucleotide messenger RNA. RefSeq names its product natterin-3. NCBI's taxonomy places the organism in Eukaryota, Metazoa, Arthropoda, Insecta, Hymenoptera, Formicidae. The record is from RefSeq and is a predicted model, not a curated record. The coding region runs from base 191 to 628 and encodes 145 amino acids. The transcript is spliced from 4 exons.